CACUGCACUGAAAAGAAAACAAUACAAGCGGAAAAAAAACAAAUAACGGAAAAAAGAAUAAUGCAACAUAUAUUGCCUUCACUGGAUGUCCUUUUCCUUGGUUUACCAGGUCACUACUCAGUGGCACUGAUAACUCUGCUCCUGUGCGUUUUAAUCGCCUUCUAUUUCGCAAAUUUUUUUAAGGGCAAAACCGAAUUGGAGGACGAGGGAUUAGGAGCUGACGAGCCGCGUGAUGAAGAGGAUUUCGAGUCGAGAACGCCCCAGGGAGAGGAAACCGAUGACGAUGAGGCCUACGAGGAAAACUCCACCGAAAGUGAAGUGGAGUUCCUAGAGGAGCAGCGACCCGGCCAGAACUACAACCACCUGAUGGGCCAGCUAAAGGCCAAGAGGCUUCAGCACAAGAUGGAGAAAACCCUGACUCCCAGCCAGAUCGAGGAGGAGCGCCGAAUCGAGCGGGAGCAGCUAGCAGCCAUCUUUGAUCUCUUGCGUAAACAGGAGGCGGAGUUAAACCUCCAGGAUCGAAUCAGCGAUCAGGAUCUCAAGCAGCAAGUGCGGCUCUACCGCUAAAGAAGAGAUCAGAAAGCUCAGCUUACCUGAAAGCGGAAACUCGUGUGAUCUAUAAGUUAAAUGUUUAAAUCCCCGAUUUGCUAGCUUAAUCCGAAUAACUGAUACAAAAACAUUUAAAAAGUGGUACAUUUUUUAUUUAGUAAUAGCUCCAUUAACAAUGUUAAAAGGUAUUCUAUUAGUUUCGAAUUUAAGCCUUAGUAACUCAAAUUACUCCAUAUUGGUUUAAGACUUACAAGUAAGCGAUAUAUGCAUUUUCCAAUCCAUAUAUGAAUCUUUUGAACAAAAUGUUUUAGCAGCCUAAAAUAACUAACAUUUUCAUAUAAUUAGCUGCCAAAUAUGUUGGUUGGUUUUAAACAGUACUUACAUAGCAUUAGUUUCUUUACAUAAAAAUAUUUGGGCAAGGAAUGUAUCGCUGUAUUAAUUGAAGCUAAUAAAUAUUUUUGUUCGACCAAAAA
Messenger RNA from Drosophila ficusphila, 1022 nucleotides. Its product is annotated as matrix-remodeling-associated protein 7. The record is from RefSeq and is a predicted model, not a curated record. The transcript has 2 exons. The coding region runs from base 61 to 567 and encodes 168 amino acids. NCBI's taxonomy places the organism in Eukaryota, Metazoa, Arthropoda, Insecta, Diptera, Drosophilidae.